AUGAUGAAGGGAUUGCGAGGCGUGCUUUCAAGAACACGAUCCCAAUCGUCAAACGAGCCAAAAUCUCGACCCAGACAACAGCAACAACUAACAACUUCUUCAACGUCACCUUCACCAGUACCAUCCACCGCACCAUCAUCAAAUGAUCAGGGUGAUACCAUGCAACGAUCACCUUCCCAUAAGACUCCUCCUCUCGAGCAGAUGGCUGGCAACAGUAAGGCUAUGCAUCGAUUAUCGCAAGGGACGCCCAAGGAUAUGAUCCCAGCGGUCAAAUCACCACGUCGACAACGAUCAUCGCGUUUUUUCGGUCAAGAACAGGUUGAAUUGGAGCCUUACCCACACUUUAGUGAGGUGCCACCGAUGCAGCGACAUGAAUUAUUCUCACUAAAGUUGAGCCAGUGUCAAAUCAUGUUUGAUUUCAAUGACCCCGCCAAAGACCUCAAAGGAAAGGAAAUCAAGCGACAAGCGUUGCAGGAUCUAUUGGAAUAUGUGGCUACCACACGACGAGUCAUCACUGAUACAAUCUACCCUGAUGUGAUUCGGAUGUUCACUAUCAAUACAUUUCGCUCCAUCUCCCCUCAAAUGAACAAGUCCAUUCCACCAGAAGGCGUUGAGGCAGAUGAAGAGGAACCCGUGCUUGAAAUUGCUUGGCCUCACUUGCAAUUGGUGUAUGAAUUCUUUUUACGCUUUGUGGAAUCACCCGACUUUAAUGCACAAGUGGCCAAACGAUACAUUGAUCAAAGAUUCAUUCUUCAGAUGCUGGAAUUAUUCGACAGCGAAGAUCCACGUGAACGUGAUUUCCUCAAAACCAUCCUUCAUCGUCUCUAUGGCAAGUUCUUAGGAUUACGCGCAUUCAUUCGACGGGCCAUCAGCAAUAUCUUUUUCCAAUACAUUUAUGAGACGGAUCGAUUCAAUGGGAUUGCCGAAUUACUUGAAAUCAUGGGAAGCAUCAUCAAUGGAUUUGCCUUGCCACUCAAACAAGAGCACAAGACAUUUUUGUUCCGUGUCCUGAUUCCUCUUCAUAAGCCAAGUAUGAUGACGCUCUAUCAUCCCCAACUUGCCUAUUGUGUGGUUCAAUUUCUUGAAAAGGAUCCUUCAUUGUCAGCCGAGGUGAUACAAGGUCUACUGCGUUACUGGCCAAAGGUCAACAGCAACAAGCAGGUGCUAUUCUUGACCGAAUUGGAAGAGAUUCUCGAUGUGACCGAUGCUGAGGAAUUCAAAUUGAUCAUGGUACCUUUGUUCCAAAAGGUUGGACAAUGCGUUUCCAGCUCUCAUUUUCAGGUUGCAGAGCGGGCUCUGUAUUACUGGAACAAUGAAUACAUCGUCAACCUCAUGAAGGACAACCUUACAACGAUCAUGCCUGUGGUGUUCCCUCAUUUAUAUCAACACAUCAAUGGCCAUUGGAAUCGGCUUAUCCAUGACUUGAUUUCAGACACGCUUAGGAUCAUGAUGGACCUCAACCCAGUGUUAUUUGAUGAAUGUGUGGAACGAUAUACCCAACAACAGCAGCAACAACAACAACGACGCAAAAUGGUAGAGCACCAAGAAAGGAACAAUGACCCAGCCAAUGUUUGGAAUAAGCUUAGAAUGCAACAAUGCCAACAACAAUCACCACUAAGGGCAGCAUCCAAUACACCCAAUAGUUCUACACCAAGCUCAUCCUCAUCCUCCCUCGAAACAGCACCGGAAGAAACACUAUCACCACAACGUCAGCAAAAUGACAAGCACCAUUCAACCGCCAUCCUCUGCUCUUGA
This is a messenger RNA of Lichtheimia ornata, 1755 nucleotides long. RefSeq lists its product as uncharacterized. The transcript has 12 exons. Gene Ontology annotation, biological process: signal transduction. Gene Ontology annotation, cellular component: protein phosphatase type 2A complex. Bases 1 to 1755 code for a protein of 584 amino acids. NCBI's taxonomy places the organism in Eukaryota, Fungi, Mucoromycota, Mucoromycetes, Mucorales, Lichtheimiaceae. Gene Ontology annotation, molecular function: protein phosphatase regulator activity. The record is from RefSeq and is a predicted model, not a curated record.